GUACGGGACCGAAAAGUAGCUUCGCGGUACAGCAGUGUUACCCAAAUCUAUAUUCAUCGUCCCCACCAUUUGCAUCUUCUUCAAUCCUCGAAAUCCUCACCAAUGGCAAUCGCUUCUCUGCAAAAGCUCUCUUCCCGAAUAUCCAUUAACCCUUCGCUGUCUCUCUAUUCCAAAGCAAUCAUCACAAGAUCAUCAGCUUCAUCGUCAACGCCAACCCCAUCCACCUCCAAAAAAGUCUCGGACCGAAUCGUGAAACUCUUCGCAAUCGACUUCGACGGGAAAAAACAAGAGAUCGUCGGCCUGUCGGGCCAAACACUCCUGAAAGCGCUUGCCAACAACGGCUUGAUCGAUCCGGCGUCGCAUAGGCUCGAAGAGAUCGACGCGUGUUCGGCUGAGUGCGAGGUAAAUAUUGCUCAGGAAUGGCUGGAAAGAUUGCCUCCGGCCUCGUACGAUGAACAGUAUGUGCUAAAAAGGAAUUCGAGGAAUAGGGUUUUGAAUAAGCAUUCGAGGUUGGGGUGUCAGGUUGUGCUUACUCAGGACCUUCAAGGGAUGGUUGUGGCCGUGCCGGAGCCGAAGCCGUGGGACAUUCCGUAAGAGAGGUUUGCCAAAUUGAUAUUAACUAUUGUAAGGUUCUCUGGAUGGAUUUUGAGGGGAUUUUAUUUGAGUUAAUAACGUGCAUACUUUUGGAACUUCAUAUGGCUUAAUGCUUGAAGUUGUUGUGAAAAAAUGUGGGAAGUUUGAUAUGGAUUUGUUGCUUAACUGUGUUGUGUGGGGUAUGAGGUGCAUAAUUGGUUCUUGUACUUUUUGCUAUUUGAUUGGUAGUUGUUAAUAUUCUUGCUAUAAUCUCCCAAUGGCCAGAAUUGUUUAAAUUUAGGGAAGAAGUCUUGGAAUUUUUUUCCUGCAUAAACUUAUGUGGUAAUUGGAUGUUACUUGUACAAUUAUCUCAUUUUCUUGCAAUCAUUAAAAAGUUUGCCCAAGUAAUUUAUUGGUUGGACUUCCCAAGAUUGAAUGUUUUAGUUCUCAUCCAUUUUAUCAUGGGGUAAAGUUUUGCUCAAGAUUGCAGCUUACAUUUUGAACUUGAGUACCCUGUAGGAGGUGUCUUGAGGUGAAUAAGUUGAUUCAGGCAUGGAGAAUGAAGUGGGGCUUGAGUUUUUGAAAGUGCAUAGACUGGAUUCAGUGCUGGUUAUUACAUCAGUUCAGGUCCAAGGAUUGGAUAGGAGGAGGCUAGAACAUUACUAGGUUAUUCUGAUCAUUAACCUGGAAAUAUUUGAACAAUUCAUUAGGGUAGAAAAUGAUGUCAUCCUGAAGACUAAAAUGGGUGACUGAGGGAA
Molecule: messenger RNA, 1331 nt
Organism: Ilex paraguariensis (yerba mate)
Lineage: Eukaryota; Viridiplantae; Streptophyta; Magnoliopsida; Aquifoliales; Aquifoliaceae
Source: the annotation of a GenBank genome assembly